UCCCCUGUUUUCCCGCAGCUGUAACACAAACACAGACACACACCCGAGCUGAGUGCUGAGGGAGCCGGUACCGCCUCGUCCCCUCGCUGGCAGACACAGCGACACCCACAGCCACAGCCACAGGGACAGGACACCGGGACACCGCAGUUGUGGACGGGAGACGAGGUGUUCAUAACCCCUCAGGCGUGCUACGAUUUCCAGCUGGGUGCAGUUCUCCAGAUAUGGCAUCAUUCCUGAUUCCAGGUGACCACGCAGACCCUCCCGAGGAGACCACCCCAGCGAGCUGACACACAGCGCCGCCCCUUCGCCCAGUGGGUGCCGGUGGAAGAUGGCGGACGCGGGAGGGAGCCUGGCCGAACUCGAGAAGUCUUUCCGCAAGUUCGCCAUCCACGGAGACACCAAGGCCAGUGGCCUGGACAUGACGGGCAAGAACUUUGCCAAGCUCUGCAAGGACUGCAAGGUGAUCGAUGGGAAGACUGUCACUGGCACUGAUGUGGACAUCGUCUUCACCAAGGUCAAGGCAAAGUCAGCUCGUGUGAUAAACUUUGAGGAGUUCAAACAAGCUCUGAAGCAGCUGUCGAAGAAAAGGUUUAAGGACCUGGGGGAGGAUGAAGCGCAGGAAGCCACAUUCACCCUCAUUGCCGGCAAGGAUCCCGUGUUGGUCGGAGUCACAAAGGCAGCCAAGGCCGGCGCUGUGGAUCGCCUGACAGACACGUCCAAGUUCACGGGGUCCCACAAGGAGCGGUUUGAUGAGAGCGGCAAGGGCCGGGGCAGGGCGGGGCGCGAGGACCUGGUGCAGCACACGGGCUUUGUGGCUGCCUACAGGGGCAUGGGCACCUAUGACGAGAAGGUCAAGGGCUCCAAGUGAUUGGCUGGGAUGGUGGAGCCAGCCCCUCUCUCUUUCCUCCUCUCUCCCCUGCUCCUCAGCCCUCGCCCCCUCCAGCUCGCUCCCUGACUCCCUCCAUGGUUUGGGGGACGGGUGUGGUUGGGUGGUUGUGGGGGAGGUGUUCCUUGCUUCCUUGGCAUUCACCCGCUUGACCCUGGAGUCGCCCAGCACAGAAACAGGACGUUCGGCCUGGCUCGUCCACACUGGCCAACGUACCUGCCUAGGCUUCUGUCGUUUGUUUGGCUGUAUCCCUCUACAGCUCUCCUCUCCGUCUACCUGUCCAAUCAUUGCUUAAAAGUAGUAAUCGACCCCACCUCCUCUGGAAGCUCCACCGCCCUUUAAACCUCUCCCCCUCUCAAUUUAAACCUGUACGCUCUACUAAACUCCUCUACCCCUCAUGAUUUUAUCAGGUCACGCUCCUCUGGCAACGCAUCCCAGACAACAAACCCUGUCUUUGUGAAAGACGCUUACCCCUCAAGUCCCCUUUAAAACCCCUCCCCUUAAACCUGCCCCCUCAAACCUACCCCCUCUAGCUGCUGAUCUGCGUGCUCUAAGCACCUCAUCUUCCCUCCUGUGCUUGACCUAUAGUUUUUCCGCUCUAAGCUCCCCAUUGGCUGACCUUGGAGGGUGUGUCUCCUCAAUCUUAUCUCAACGUAUAUUCUCCUUCCAUCAGAAGCCAUUCGGCCCUCCCAGUCUGAGCUAGCUCUCCAAGCUAGCACUCCCUGUAACCUGCUCUCUCUCACGUGUUCCUCAGCUCUUGAAAGCCCCCGCCACCCUCUCAUACUAUGACAGCUUUUUAACCUGGUUGGCAUCUGUUGGGGAUGUGGGUGGGGUUUGGGUGCUCCAGGAGGGGACGGGAGCAGAGUGCUUAUGAAAUAAGAUCACAAGACCAUAACACAUAAGAGCAGAAUCAGGCCAUUUGGCCCAUCGAGUCUGCUCCACUAUUUCAUCAUGGCUGAUCCAUUUUCCCUCUCAGCCCCAAUCUCCCCAUAUCCCUUCACGCCCUGACUAAUCAAGAAUCUAUCAACCUCUGCCUUAAAAACACCCGAUGACUUGGCCUCCACAGCCGCCUGUAGCAACGAAUUCCACAGAUUUACCGCCGUCUGGCUGAAGAAAUUCCUUCUCUCCUCCGUUCUGAAAAUAUGCGGGCUCAGGCCAUAGCCGAUGUUGGGAUCAAACUCGGGUCCCCAGAGCCAUGAGUCCACAGCUCCCGUCACUGGGCCACUUCCCGGGGAUUGCUUAAGCAUUUGACAGUAUCUCUGUAGAGUCAUACAGCACGAAAAUAGGCCCUCAGGCCCAACUGGUCCCUGCAGACCACGAUUCCCAUCUGAGCUCAUACCAGGGGUUUGACCCAAAUCCCUCUAAACCUCCCCCAUCCGUGUACCUGUUCUAAUGUCUCUUCAACAUGAUGUAAACAUACCUGCCUCAACCACUUCCUCUGGCAGCUCGUUCCAUUUCCUCACCACCCUCUGGGUGGAAAAGUUCCCACUCAGGUCCCUGUUAAAUCUCUCCCCUCUCACCUUAAACCUGUGCCCUCUAGUUCUUGGUUUCCCAACCCUGAAUGCGUAACCCAUUCCCCCUUCGGUGAAAGAAGUCCCAAUCUGCUCGACCUCUCCCCAUAAUCCAGUCCUUCGAUUCCCAGUAACAUCCUCAUAAACCUCAUGAACUCUUUCUGGCUUGUAGCAUCUGUCCUGCAGCAGGGCAAUCAAUACUUCAAGUGUGGCCUCGCCAACAUCUUGUGCAACUGAAACACGGUCUCCCAACUUCUGCCCUCAGUGCAUUCAGUGAAAUCAGAAUCCGGACAAUUGUUCGGCUUGCAGCCCGCAUCUCCCUUCAUUCCCACUGCGUUUCCUUCACCAAGAGCAAGUCUGGUUCAGUUGUACCCUCCGAUCUGCCAGGCAGAGGAGAAGGGUGUGUGGGUGGGGAGGGAUUUGGUUUCUUAACAUCACCAGGAGAUUUUCUUAUGAAAAGCCCCUCGAUCAAGUGAAAGCUGAUAAAAGAGAGCAAAAUCCAGAUUGUGAGUCUGUAUUUGAACAUCUCAGAUCCAGAGGUGGACGAUGUUGAGGUGUUUUCACCAGUGGGAGGGAUACCAGUCACUUAAAACUGAGGAGAGCGGUGAACCUCUGGAAUUCUCUGCCUGGAGGGUAACGGUGCCUGGAAAAUGAAAGGAGGAGAGAUGAAAGUUCACAAGAUCAGGGAACUGAGGGUGUCGGGGAGAUAGUACCGAAGACGAGUUGAGGCCAGCCUAGAUCAGCUGAGAUCACACCGACUGGCAGGGUGGGUUCAAGGGGCUGAGUGGCCUCCUCCCAUUCCUAUUCCCUUGUAUUCUUCUUUGGUGUUGUCCCGAACAAUUCAUCGUGGGCCAGUUGUCCCGCAGUAUCCCCAAGGAUCCUGGGCCUCACGUGCAGAAGGGGGAAAGAUGGUGAGGUCUUUGAAAAGAAAGAACUUGGUUUGAGAAUGAGUAGUUUCUGAAGUUUGUUUAUUGGUUAGACCAAGUUAGUUUGUUGGUUGGACUGAUAAUCUGGAGGCCCAAACUGAUAGCCCGGGCUCAGCAUUGCAGGGUUUCUAUUCAAGUGUGUAAAUGGGUCUAGAAUGGAAUAAACAGGUUAACACAAUGUCUUAAAGGAGACAGCAGAGGCCAGGGGCUGGAAUAUGGAGCAAGACACACAAAAAGCUGGAGGAGCUGAGCAGGUUGGGCAGCAUCUGUGGAGGGAAAUGAUCGGUCAGCAUUUUGUCUCGAGACCAUUCAUCAUCAUCAUCAUUAUGUGCCGUGUCGUAUGAUAUAGGCGAUUAUGGUCUUUGACCAUGAUUGUUCUUGGCACCUUUUUCUACAGAAGUGGUUUAAUUGCCUUCUUGUGGACAGUGUCUUUACGCCAGCUAUUAUCAAUGCUCUUUAGAGAUUUCCUGCCUGGUAUCAGAAGUCACAUAACCAGGAGUUGUGAUACGCACCCCCUGCUCGUAUGACCAUCCACCAGCUGCUCCUGUGGCUUUCUGUGACCCUGAUCAGGGAGGGGGGUUGUUGGGGGGCUAAGCAGGUGCUACACCUUACCGGAGGGUGACCUGCAGACUAGCAGAGGGAAGGAGCACCUUACACCUCCUUAGGUAGAAACAUACAGUUGGAGUCAGAAGAUUACAUACUCCUUAGCCAAAUACAUUUAAACUCAGUUUUUCACAAUUCCUGACAUUUAAUCCUAGAAAACAUUCCCUGUCUUAGGUCAGUUAGGAUCAUUAUUUUAAGAAUGUGAAAUGUCAGAAUAAUAGUAGAGAGAAUGAUUUAUUUCAGCUUUUAUUUCUUUCAUCACUUUCCCAGUGAGUCAGAAGUUUACAUACACUUUGUUA
This is a messenger RNA of Mobula hypostoma (lesser devil ray), 4225 nucleotides long. RefSeq names its product tubulin polymerization-promoting protein family member 3-like. Gene Ontology annotation, biological process: microtubule bundle formation; microtubule polymerization; positive regulation of protein polymerization. Lineage: Eukaryota; Metazoa; Chordata; Chondrichthyes; Myliobatiformes; Myliobatidae. Gene Ontology annotation, molecular function: tubulin binding. The coding region runs from base 329 to 868 and encodes 179 amino acids. Gene Ontology annotation, cellular component: microtubule. The transcript is spliced from 4 exons. The record is from RefSeq and is a predicted model, not a curated record.